AUAAACCCCUGAUAAAACCCUUUCUCGUGAAUAGCAUAUCCAGUUCUCUCAGUCGACGAAAAAGCAUCCCGUACUCCGUCGGACGCCGUCCGUCCGCCGUUGUCAGCUUUUUCAACCCCCCGAAAUCUGCUGCCCUGUUUUCAUUGCUUGGUUCUGGUAAUCUGAGCUGGACAUGGUUUCUACUUGAGAUAGACAUGCACCUAAACGUGGAGACCUAUAAAUGGGAACAGGAAGCUUUAUAUGGAGUUUUACAAAGAAAUUUAUCACUUUUGGGCUCAUUACUGUCACAGUAACUGAUCGUUAUGUGACCAUUGUCCCAGUUCGUGGUGGCUCUAUGUCUCCCACUUUUAAUCCUAAAACCAGCUCUUUGAUGGGAAAUAUUUAUGAUGACUAUGUCUUGGUUGAGAAAUUUUGCCUUGGAAACUAUAGGUUUUCCCGUGGUGAUGUGGUGGUAUUCCGCUCCCCCUUGAAUCACAAGGAGACUCACAUAAAGAGAAUAGUUGCGUUACCUGGUGAGUGGUUUGGUGCACAACGUAACUAUGAUGUGCUAAAGGUUCCAGAAGGACAUUGUUGGGUUGAGGGAGACAAUGCAGCUUCCAGCCUGGAUUCAAACUCAUUCGGUCCUAUUCCUUUGGGUUUAGUUGGAGGAAGAGUGACCCACAUUGUAUGGCCUCCUCAAAGAAUAGGUGCAGUAAAGAAGACCCCGCCAGAAGGAUUAUCUUCUUAAUUGUUGAAUGUCUAAUGCCAAUCCCUUUGGGUUCAAGAGGACAAUUUUUUUUUUUCCUACUCAGAUUAUUUCCUUUUGGAAAGAGACUGAUGUAUCUGUUGAUUGGCAUGGUACUUCACACAUGAUUGUAGAUUUGUGCUGCCACUAACUUUGAAGUGAAGGUGGCCGAAAAAAGGCAAAACAAAACUUUGUAGUGAGUUGCAUUUUGGUUUUCAACUCAUUGUAAUCUAUUAAGGCUCCUUUUGAAAUGCCUAAGGAAUAGAAUUAAGUACAUCACAAGGAUGUGGGAACACAGGUUCGAUUUGUGGCAAUAUUAAUUCUCUAGAAAUUGAUUUA
Prosopis cineraria is the source of this 1063-nucleotide messenger RNA. RefSeq lists its product as uncharacterized. The coding region runs from base 221 to 727 and encodes 168 amino acids. Gene Ontology annotation, cellular component: mitochondrial inner membrane peptidase complex; membrane. NCBI's taxonomy places the organism in Eukaryota, Viridiplantae, Streptophyta, Magnoliopsida, Fabales, Fabaceae. The record is from RefSeq and is a predicted model, not a curated record. Gene Ontology annotation, molecular function: serine-type endopeptidase activity. Gene Ontology annotation, biological process: mitochondrial respiratory chain complex assembly. The transcript is spliced from 5 exons.